GCUCAACGCAAACAAACGCCAACAACAACAACCCAAACAAGAAGGCAAGCAGGGCUUGAGCGAGCAAGCAAGCUCGCACCGCUACGGAAAACACAGACGACAAGGGGGACCAAGGACAAUGCAGGAUGAGGCAGAGAGUGUGGAGCAGCUUGCCCACGACAAUGCUCAGCUUCGAUCUCGCUUGGAGGCUCUCGAGCAAGCCUAUGACGAGCUGGAAGAAGCCAACGAGCAGCAAUUCAAGCACAUUGACGCCCUCAAGAAGGAGAAGCGUGACUUGGAGGCCCUGUGUCAACGCCGCAAAGCCGACAUGGAGGACAUGGUGGCAUUGCAAGAGCACUGCUCAAGCCUUGAGCGCCAAUUACGCGAAACCAAGAGUGCGCUGCAAGGGGCACGAUCCGAGCUGCGGAAGGCGUCGUUCCAGCUGCAGCUGCGCAAUGCGCGUAACGCGUCCGUAUCGAGCCGCACAUCAACAACCGAGGGCACAUCGUCGUCGAUAUCCUCCAUGUCACAGUCUCGUUCCCGCACAUUCAACACCGCGCGCGAUGUGCUGAAGGCGCGGCGGAAGCUGCUGCAGAAGCUGAAGAGUGCUGAUGACACCGACAUACCACCGCCAUCGCCACCACCACAGGCAGGCCCAAUACAGGCCGGGCCGGCAACAACAGCGGCAGCAGCAACAGCAGUGGCGGCGGGAGAUGUGCAGGAGCGGAUAGACGCUGCCGUUGCUGCUGUUGCCUGCGCAUAUGAGAAGCGCAUUGCAUCGCUGCAGGACGCGCUGGAUGAGGAGAUGCAGCGGCGAAAGGACCUGCAGCUGGCCCACGACCACGCCAUCACGGCCGACGCCGGCACUGCUGGCGAUCACGCUGGGGACGCGACUCAUGGUGGUGGUGACGCAGACACAUCCGGCAGCGGGCUGAAUCUCGCCGAGGAGCUGAGCCGCGUUGCAUCGAGCGACGUGCCGUUGCCCGUUGGGGCCGACCUGACGCAAGCAACGCAAGCAUCCAGUCACACUGAUGCAACAACACCGCGAGCAGCAUCAACAUCAGAAGCGGCAACGGCGAGCGAAGAUGACAGCACAAGUGGUGCCGAUGCGAAGAACGCGGGCACGAACAGCGGGGACGCCCGUGCCAGCAGUGGUGACAAGACUGAUGGAGCGAGCAGCGGCAGUAGCAACAGCACCACCACGUGCGCUGGCGAUGGUGGCGAUGGUGAUGGGGGCGGUGGCCGACGCAUUGUGCUGCCCGUCUCUGCGGCGCUGACGACGGAGUUGCGGGGCGAAACGCAGUACUUUGGGCGCAGCGACGAGCAAACAGACGAGACACUGCAGCAGCAGAUUAUCAUGGAGCUCGAGAGCGAAGUCGCCGAGUUGCGGGAGGAGCUGGAGAGUGCGCUGCAAGGGGCACGAUCCGAGCUGCGGAAGGCGUCGUUCCAGCUGCAGCUGCGCAAUGCGCGUAACGCGUCCGUAUCGAGCCGCACAUCAACAACCGAGGGCACAUCGUCGUCGAUAUCCUCCAUGUCACAGUCUCGUUCCCGCACAUUCAACACGUACGACCAGCAGUGA
Molecule: messenger RNA, 1558 nt
Organism: Salpingoeca rosetta
Lineage: Eukaryota; Choanoflagellata; Craspedida; Salpingoecidae
Exons: 7
Coding region: 119-1558 (479 amino acids)
Source: RefSeq, a predicted model, not a curated record